Molecule: messenger RNA, 111 nt
Organism: Nezara viridula (southern green stink bug)
Lineage: Eukaryota; Metazoa; Arthropoda; Insecta; Hemiptera; Pentatomidae
Source: the annotation of a GenBank genome assembly
AUGGUAUAUGGUAUAUUAAUUGGAGGUGAAUUACAUACACACCGCUCCGACAAACAAUCGUUGGAUAUUGGUCCGGAAAAGCCCGUCAAUGGCAGUACGUUAGGGGUGUGA